CUAUCCUAUCAGCUUUUGUGAACACAAACAGAAUUUUUAGCAAUCUCUUCCUACAAAUUCUAGAUUUGCACUUGCAGCGCUGGUAAUAGAAAACUGAUAACGAGAUGAGUUCAUAUAAGGUUCCAGACAACUUGGAGGUCAUUCUUAGCCAUGCUGACUCUACAGAUAUUGUCGAUCGCCUUCACGCUGGAGUUUUCCUGAAAGAAAAGAAAGAGAAGUUUUUCAUUGAGAAGAAUUCUGGUGCAAAUGCAUUCGAGUUGUAUGCGAGGGGUCUAUCAGUUGCUUUUGAAAACGAUCAACAAAGGGGUCUAUCAAUUGCUUUGGAAAAUGAUCAAAAUUCUUGGAUCUGGACUUCGGAGGGAGACACUGAGUAUGUAAUAUAUAAUUAA
Mangifera indica (mango) is the source of this 389-nucleotide messenger RNA. RefSeq names its product lectin-like. Bases 105 to 389 code for a protein of 94 amino acids. Lineage: Eukaryota; Viridiplantae; Streptophyta; Magnoliopsida; Sapindales; Anacardiaceae. The transcript is spliced from 2 exons. The record is from RefSeq and is a predicted model, not a curated record.